Achroia grisella is the source of this 1139-nucleotide messenger RNA. It is a transcript of the gene DCTN6-p27, whose product is annotated as dynactin subunit 6. Bases 157 to 735 code for a protein of 192 amino acids. Lineage: Eukaryota; Metazoa; Arthropoda; Insecta; Lepidoptera; Pyralidae. The transcript is spliced from 4 exons. The record is from RefSeq and is a predicted model, not a curated record. Gene Ontology annotation, biological process: mitotic spindle organization. Gene Ontology annotation, cellular component: dynactin complex. Gene Ontology annotation, molecular function: dynein complex binding.
UAUUAAAUCAUAUAAUUUUCUUAUAUUGGGAAUCGUAACAUUAAUUUGUUUUCUUUUACUUUUAAAUUGAUAAACAUUCCUUAAUUAAUUACUGAAAUAAAAUUUGUAAAGAGACUAUAUGAAAAAUAUAAUUAACUGAUUUAUAAUACAUUUAGUAUGGCUCACAAUAAUGUCAAGAUCUUACCAGGAGCAACAGUUUGUGAGGACUGUACACUCGAAGGUGAUAUCACAAUAGGUGGAGGUACAGUGAUUCAUCCAAGAGUAACAAUUAUUGCAGAAGGUGGUCCUAUAAUUAUAGCUGAAUAUUGUAUUAUUGAGGAAUACUCUACCAUUAUACAUAAAAAAAGUGAUAAGCAAGAGAAUCCACCAAAGCCACUUUUCAUAGGUGCACACAAUGUGUUUGAAGUUGGAUGUAAGCUGGAGUCUCCAUGCGGUCAUAUUGGAGAAAGUAAUGUUUUUGAGUGCCGUUCAUUUGUUGGUGUUGAUGUGAAAAUUGGGAGUGGUUGCGUUAUUGGUGCUGCUUGUAAUUUGACUGCACCACAAACAUUAGUUGACAACACAGUAAUAUGGGGAUCAGAACAUCAUAUAAGAGAAGCAUUGGAGAAGCAACCUUCACAGCUACUUCAAUUGGACUUUUUGAGUAAAGUUAUGCCCAAUUAUCACAGAUUAAGGAAACCUAAUGUCCAUAAACGGCAACCCUCAAGACCGUCACAGGAGUCCUCACCAAAACCAUAAAAAUGUAAUUAAGUAUAGGAAGAGAAAACCAAUAUGUUUGUGCAAUUAAAAAAUCAUAGUUGCUGUAUUCAAUUAUAUUUCAAAAUCAUUUGUAAAAUUUGUUGAAUUUUGUAAAUGUAUUACUUAAUUAUAAAAAUGACAUCAUAUUACUUUAUCCAUUUCAAUGGUAAAAGGACAGUGAAAUGAGGUAUAAUAAAUACUUUAUAGGAAUAGCAACAUUGUUCAAAUGAAUAGCAAAGUACCUUUUUCCACUGUCUAACACAUCAAUGUUGUUCUUAGAUCAUACAAUAAGCACUUACUGUUCUUAGCUGUUCUAUAAAUUGUGUGUAAUGCAGCUUAUUCACAUAUAAAAUUAUUUAAUAUAAGUCCUGCGAAUAAGCUUAAAAUGAAUGAGUAAUGUAAAA